Molecule: messenger RNA, 1275 nt
Organism: Ylistrum balloti
Lineage: Eukaryota; Metazoa; Mollusca; Bivalvia; Pectinida; Pectinidae
Product: synaptotagmin-10-like
Exons: 6
Coding region: 1-1275 (424 amino acids)
Biological process (GO): regulation of dopamine secretion; calcium-ion regulated exocytosis; cellular response to calcium ion
Cellular component (GO): membrane
Molecular function (GO): calcium ion binding; calcium-dependent phospholipid binding; phosphatidylserine binding
Source: RefSeq, a predicted model, not a curated record
AUGAGGAUGGUGUCAGCUGUCGUUCUGGGUGUUGUCUGCGGGGUCACAGGGGUCAUUGUCGCCACCGUCAUCGUGGUUAUUUGUCGUCUGUACAAACGAAAAUAUCGUCACCGAGCAUGUGUUCCACCGUGUGGCUAUGACGCAGUUGGCGAUUAUAAACCUCCAUCGCUGAUGUCAAUAUCGUCAGGAUCCCAGGACGUACAGCUGACAAAGGAACACCGCACAAUCCAGCCUAGGUCAACGUCCAUCACCUCUCGGACAAGUAUCUCCACCAUGUCUCGUGGUAGCAUAAGAAGCGACACUCUUACGGAGGAAACAAGCAGUAUUAGCGCACGAAGUGACACGAGUGUUGACAGUUGCAUAUUUGACCCCUCGUUUGGUGCGAUCCGUCCUGACCUGUACCCGCGCAAAGAUGCUGUCCUCCAGCAGUCAUCGGUGGACCAGAACCUCGGAAGGCUUCAUAUACGUCUCAAGUACGACUUCCGAACAUCUGAUGUUAUCAUUCACCUGAUUGAAGCCCAAGAUUUAAUAUCGAGCGAAAAGGACUCUGAUGGAGGGAGCUUCGGAGACCCCUAUGUUCGGUUAGCUAUUCUGCCGGAAGUGGACGAGCGGAUCCGCCAGUCAUCUGUUAAACGGAAAACGUGCAAUCCAUUCUAUAACGAAUAUUUCAAGUUCCCACUGACAAUAGAUGAUGUGCGGGACAAGACUUUAGUGUUUCACAUAUACGACUAUGAUAAGUUUUCACGACACAAGAUCAUUGGUGAAGUACAAGUGGAUCUCCGUAAAGUGGACGUGACCAACAGCGUGGAGAUGUGGUGUGAUAUCAUAAAACACCACAAGUGUACUGGUGGAGAUUAUGGAGAGGUGCUUUUGUCCCUCAGUUACCUUCCUACAGCAGAGAGACUCACUGUUGUCGUCAUGAAAGCCAAAGAUCUUCGCAUGACCGGUGUUACAGGUUCCUCCGACACCUACAUCCGUGUGAGUCUGACUGUUGAAGGCAAGAAGGUGAAGAGGAAGAAGACCACGGUUAAACGUAACACUACAUGCCCGGUAUGGAACGAAGCUCUUGCUUUCAAUGUUCCCGCCGAAUUACUGCCUAAAGUGAGUCUGGAGGUGGCUGUUAUGGAUCAUCAUGACCUCAUAGGCCACGGCGACAUUGUAGGCAGGUGUAUUAUCGGACCAGAAAAAGAAGAUCAAGAGGGAAAGCACUGGAACGACAUGAUGCAAAAUCAUCGAAAGUCAAUGGCAAUGUGGCACCAUCUGCAUAAAAGAUGA